Amyelois transitella is the source of this 1044-nucleotide messenger RNA. Its product is annotated as zinc finger protein 182-like. The transcript has a single exon. Lineage: Eukaryota; Metazoa; Arthropoda; Insecta; Lepidoptera; Pyralidae. Gene Ontology annotation, biological process: regulation of transcription by RNA polymerase II. The record is from RefSeq and is a predicted model, not a curated record. Gene Ontology annotation, molecular function: DNA-binding transcription factor activity, RNA polymerase II-specific; RNA polymerase II cis-regulatory region sequence-specific DNA binding. Gene Ontology annotation, cellular component: nucleus. The coding region runs from base 1 to 909 and encodes 302 amino acids.
AUGUGUGGUAGAAGCUUUAAAUUUAAAUCAAAUUUUGACAUACAUUAUAGAACUCACACUGGCGAAAAACCUUAUGAAUGUAACGUGUGUCAACGCAGAUUUAAUGAGAGGUUUAGUUUAAAAACACACCUUAGAACUCAUACUGGUGAAAAACCUUACGAAUGUGACGUGUGCCAACAUCGAUUUGUUCAGAAGGGUGAUUUGACAAAACACAGGAGAACUCACACUGGCGAAAAACCUUAUGAAUGUGACGUGUGUCAACGCAGAUUUAAUGAGAGGAGUAAGUUAAAAAGACACAUUAGAACUCAUACUGGUGAAAAACCUUAUGAAUGUCACGUGUGUCAACGCAGAUUUAAUGAGAGGAGUAAGUUAAAAGGACACAUUAGAACUCACACUGGCGAAAAACCUUAUGAAUGUGACGUGUGUCAACGCGGAUUUGUUCAGAAGGGUGAUUUGACAAAACACAGGAGAACUCACACUGGCGAAAAACCUUAUGAAUGUGAAGUGUGUCAACGCCGAUUUAAUUUAAAGGGAAACUUAUUACAACAUCGUAGAACUCAUACUGGCGAAAAACCUUAUGAAUGUGACGUGUGUCAACGCGGAUUUAAUGAGAGGAGUAGUUUAAAAAGACACCUUAGAACUCAUACUGGUGAAAAACCUUAUGAAUGUGACGUGUGUCAACGCGGAUUUAAUGAGAGGAGUAAGUUAAAAGGACACCUUAGAACUCAUACUGGUGAAAAACCUUAUGAAUGUGACGUGUGUCAACGCGGAUUUGUUCAGAAGGGUGAUUUAACAAAUCACAGGAGAACUCACACUGGCGAAAAACCUUAUGAAUGUGACGUGUGUCAACGUCGAUUUAAGGUGAAGAGAUAUUUAACAAGACACCGUAGAAAUCAUCCUGUUUUAUAAAUCUAUGAAUCGGAAGUGUGUCAUAAAAUAUGAAGUCAGAAGAGAAAUUUCAUAGUCCAUCUUAGAACAUACAGGAAAUUGAAAAACUGUGGUUCUAUUUAUUUAUUACUUAUGUAUUACAAUUUAUAAUUAUGA